Molecule: messenger RNA, 3400 nt
Organism: Zophobas morio
Lineage: Eukaryota; Metazoa; Arthropoda; Insecta; Coleoptera; Tenebrionidae
Exons: 2
Coding region: 174-3170 (998 amino acids)
Source: RefSeq, a predicted model, not a curated record
GUGGGGGCUUUAUCUCAACUUGCACACUGAAUCUAUAUAACUAGCAUCCUUUUUACACCGGAAUUAUUUUUUGAAAACGCACCGAUAUGUUCGCACGUUAGGUUAUAGUGUAGUAUAGUGUUAAGUGAGUGUUGACUUUUAUUUAAGGAUAGCUUGGAUUUAUAAGGAUUACGAUGACGGUACAACAGAUGUUUGUUGCAUUCUCGUGCUUAUUACUGGCGACGCAACAAAUUGCAGCUGUCGUAAAUAACCCGAAAAGUGUGAAUUUAGAAGAAACCUCCACUAGCAAAAAUGUCAGCAGCACUGGUACGAAAGACUCAGCUUCCGCUGCUACUGAACAAGAAGCGAAGCGUCGUGAAGCGCCUAUUAUUGCUGUCAGCGACACGUACGGCUUGCCUUUGACGGGAGCUGGAGUGGAUACAUACAUUCCGACGGGACCCAGCAACCCCACACUCCCAAUUCCCGUGUACGGCGUCCCCGAUGGACCCUCUAGUAACAUAAUUUAUCCAGCACCACCCCCAGAUAUACCUCCACCUCUCCCGUCCGUGUCUUCCACCUACGGGAUUCCUCUGCCAACAUACGGUGCACCACAAAGCGUCGAUUUUGGGUCUUCAUUCCUAAACAACUUUAUUCCUCCUCCUCCUCCUCCAACUAAGUAUUUGCCCCCGAUUAAAUCGCAUAAGCAUUUUAUCUCGUCAUCGUUCCAUUCAAAACCAUCAAGACCACGACCCCAAUAUGGAGUACCACAUAAACCAGUUUUCGUGCCCAAGUUGCCAAAACCGAAACCUGUGUACGGACCUCCAAAAACGCCGUUAUUCGUGCCACAAAAGAAUAAUUUCCAGCAACAAUCGCUGACUAUUGUUACUAUUCCGUCUGCGGAAUACGGAGUUCCGAAUCUGAAUAUACAAGAACCUUUGGGACCUGUGCACCAUCCAUCUGGAAAUUAUGGACCCCCAGAACCGAUACAGCAUGGACCUCCACAUCCGGGAGUUCCUGCACCUCCAACGCCGCCUGAUAUUAAGUACGACGGUUGGCAGCCGAUACCGGGUCUUGUGUCCAGACCCCCGUCUGACAGUUAUGGCGUUCCUGAAGGUCAACAUCACGACAUUGCCGAUUUACAACUGAAUUCUGAUUUUACACCUCCUCCUAUUGGAAGUAGUCAUGGACAUAUAUCCACGCCGUCACACUCGAUUACUGUGGGUUAUAGUCCUCCCACGCAUGGAGUAAGUGAUUCCUACGGAGCCCCACUGAAUGCCGUUACUGGGUCGGGAGCGGUCGACAGUUCGUCGGGAGACGCACAUCACGACGAUCACUCCCUGUCACUUGGACUUUCUGCUGCCGGCAUUAACGGCCAAAGUCAUCUCUCUGUAAUCAAGAGCAUCGGCUAUGAAUUGUUCCCCAAUUCCGGUACCUUAAGCCACAUCGGUGACAGUUAUAGUUCUCCACCAUUAAGUUCGUACUCUUCCGAUGGUCCAUAUGCUGCUGCCCAUUCGUAUAAAACCAGUGGGUUAUCGUCCGGGUCACACCACGGAAGUUCUAUAAAAUCUCAUCAAAGUUCGCACUUCCACAGCUCUCAUAAUUCACAUAUUUCACAUGGUUCUCAUGGGUCGCACGGGCACUCAUCGUCUUCUAUUGGUUUAGUUCCCCCCAGUGGUCUCUAUGGCACACCUCCCAGUGGCCAAUAUGGAACACCUCUUUUGUCGAAACCUAGUCAUCAGUAUGGCGCUCCCUUGAACGCGUUGAAGAUAAAUCCGCCUAAACAUCCCGUGAUUUUCCGCGAACCCGUUCCUGCCGGGUUGAUAGAAUCCAUUGGUCAGCAUACUGCGCACAAAGAUGCUCACGGCAUCAUUGAAAGUUCUCAUUCUACCAGGUAUUCGUCUGGUUCAACCUACAUUCCACCCCCGAUUCCCGAUGUUGCAAAACCAGUAAGAGAAGAAGAACCACCGGUUCCUUCACAUUUGUAUAGUUUACCUAAUCCGAGUUCUGGACUUUCAUUCCAAAAUGUCGCACAUGGUUCGUCUUUACCGGAAAUUAGUUCUCUUAGUUUAAAUUCCAACCAUUUCAGUGGUGGUCACUCCCAAGGUUUCACUAGUUACACGGCACCCUUAGGCAGCAUUGAUGGGUCUUAUAGUUUGCCUUUACAUGCAGGUCCGGGUUAUUCAAUAGCGUUAGAUAACGCACACUCGGGAGGGUUAACAGUGGGUAUUGAUCAUUCUCUUCCUCCUAUUUCUAUAGAUUUAACCACUUCAACAACAAAUCUGGGAAAGUCAAUCGCUCAGUUACCACACGCUUUUGCUUAUCAAAAUGGCCACGAUUGUAAAUCGCAUGGUUCUCAACCUUUACCGUCACUGUCAUACGGUGUUCCAUCCGCUAACAGUUACACAGCUUCUCUGUCUACUCUGACUACCAAUAUUGGUGGGGCGCAUCAGUCACACAUUCCGUCUGGAUCAUACGGUCCUCCUGAUCUUCACACUGAGCAUUCUAAGAAAGUUGCGACAGUCGUGUCCGCUAAUUCCAUAGAAGGUUCGUCGCACGGAAAGAGUUACGGAAAGUCUCUAGCCCAAAAGUUUGGUCCCGAUAGUGAGCUGAUCAGGUCCCAGAGUAUCGACAUUAAUAAUAUUCCUCUGAAGGGUUCUUUGGGUAGUUAUACUCUUCAGAUUCAGUCCGCCGAUGGCAUAGGCGGUUCCAAAUCGUCUUCGGAGCAGAUAUCGCACGCCCAGGUGUUGAAUGGGGGGUUGCUGCAGUCGAUCUUGGCCGCAAUAGAGCAGCCGGAACGAAAAGACGCAACUAUUUUGGGGCGUCCGCUGUCGCAUUUGAAACCCAGCAAGAGUUACAGCCGUCCCUUGGAUUCGGAAGGGCAGCACUCCGUGAACCAUGCAGUUGUCGUCCCGGCGCCGGUGACGGAAGCGACUUCAACGACAACAACGUCGCAUCCCCAGCCGGAGUCUGCAGCUCCUCUGCGUUUAAUAGACAACAAUGAAAUCGCGCUGUACUUCAGCAACAAUUUGCAGGACGACGCGGACUUCCAGGACAGCAAAAACAGCACAGAAGACGCCGUCCGCAACGGCCAGCAGUACGGAAGUUACGUUUCGUUCAAAACGCCAAACACCAGUUACGUGUACGGAAAGCUGUCGAGUGACAAGUCGCAAGAAACAGGGGAGAAGGAUUAGUGCGUUGAAUCUGCUCAAGAACUUUUUAGUCAUGAACUGAGUUCCACUCAAAGUUAAUAGAGCGGAGUUCGGGUGUUGUUAUUUAUGUGCGGCUCACUUUCGAGGCGAAGCCUCCAAGGCGGUCUGAUAUUAUUAGUGAUCGAAUUAAUUUAUUGUAUUAAUUGAUAACUAAACGAGACGACUUUGUACAAACUUUUUUACUUUAAAACUAAUAAACAGUCUCAAAAGUU